Rotaria socialis is the source of this 1683-nucleotide messenger RNA. NCBI's taxonomy places the organism in Eukaryota, Metazoa, Rotifera, Eurotatoria, Philodinida, Philodinidae. The record is from the annotation of a GenBank genome assembly.
AUGGGUGAGACAUGCUCUAAACCCAAAUCAACUACAGUAGUUGCUUCGCUUGUAGAAGCAGUCCCACAAGAUAAAACACUAAAUCCAUCAGCCGUUACCAAUGCUCCAGCGACUACAGCUGAGUCAAUUUUUGAAUCAGAUAUUCGAGCUAUUCUGUCUACAAUCAACGAAGCCAUAUCACGUGUGUCGGCUGAUAGAAUAGUCCGUCGUCAACAGUUUGAUGAUACUACUACGUUUCAAGUUUCUAAUGAUAGCGACAAUAGCAGUGACGUUAAACCCGCUCAGAGUGCCACAAUUCUAUGGUUUCAGUUACUGAUUGAUUACAUCAUUAGACUUUCAGAAGGACCAUCUCUUCCUGAGUUAAUUGAUCUUUGUCGUCAACAGUACGCUGGUAAUGUAUUUGACAUGGCACUCAUCGAAGAAUUUGAGGAUCAAUACCGGUCGGAUAAAGCAAUUUGGUGGUACACGAAAGACUCGUUCGUUUAUCGUUUACUAAACCAAGCGCUAAGGGAGCGCAACCUUAGAAUGAUCAUUUUAUUUCGAGAGUACAUUCGUGAUCUAAUCGAACAGUUAGUUGAAAAUCAAUAUUCUGGUGCAAGCACAAUUACAGUCUAUCGCGGGCAAGCUCUAUUAGUUUCAGAAAUAAAUCGAGUUCGAGAUCAGACUUCUCCGUUAAUAGUAAUGCAGUCAUUUCUGUCGACCUCAAAGAAUCGUGAAGUAGCCUUAAGUUUUGCAAAACAGAUGGUUCUUCCCGCGACGUUAAAUCCUGUUCUCUUUGAAAUCACGGCAGACACUCAACUAAAAGAACGACCGUUUGCUGAUAUAGCACGUCACAGUGAAUUCGAAAACGAGGAAGAAAUUUUGUCUAGCGUAGGCUGUGUAUUUAAAGCAACAUCACUAGCCUACUCCGAUAAUGUGUGGUUAAUCAAGUUAACUCUUUGCAAGACUGACGAGUACGAGCCCAAUAAUAUUUAUUCGACAAUGAACGCUGCUUUGGAUUCGAGUAUUGAUCUGGACACGUUCGAUAGGUUUUUGUACGACAUAGGUAUACCGAGCUGGAGCGACAUACAAUGUGUACUUCCGCCCAAACAGCAGCAAUUAGAUUUGAAUAAUGCAAAAUCUGUCUGCGCAUAUGCUGAUAAAUUAUUUCGUCACCACGACGAUUCUGUGGCAGGAAUGGAAGUGGCCACGUGGUAUCUUAAAGCAAUUGAUCUUGAAGGCAAGUUACAACCUGUGAACUAUCUGAAUCUUUUCAAGAUGUAUCUGAAAGUCGCAGAAUGUUUGGAAAAUGACAAAAUUUACUAUGAAAAAGCUAAAAAUAUUGUAACAAAUUUAACUGAAGAGAACGGUCCUCUGCAAACAGCUAGAUUAUAUUUUAAAUUAGCGCAUCACUGUAGUCUAUAUAGUGAUAGGGACCAUGACGAAGCCUUGGACUGCUACCUGGCGUGCUUGCACAUUCAGCAAGAGGCGUUACCUGAAAAUGACUUAAACAUCGCUUUAACUUAUAAACAAAUCGCAACACUACAUAAUGAUCAUCUGAGCAGUCAUGAAAUUAGUGAACCAUCUUUCUCUGAGUAUCUCGUGUAUACUUCAAUCGCAGAAUUUUUCAUGGGAAAAUGUUUGUCUAUACAACUGAAAACGUUGCCAGCUACACAUCCUGAAUUAGCAAAGACAUAUUUUUGA